AGAGGUCAGCACCACCAGUAGCAGCAACACAACAGGAAGCGACGCAACCCUGACUUGGAAAGCUGGAAUUGCGCAGCAGAAGUGCCUGGCAAGAGAAGCCAGCAAACUCUGGGCUCUCUCCCAUUCCGGCCGCUGCGCUGCUGCAGGGUUGCGUGGUCAAGCCGUCUUCAAUGGACACCGGGCAGGAGCUGGAGAGCAGCUGUUGUCCCCCAGCGGAGCGAGGAGGUGACCAGAUGGACAGGGGGGCAUGGAGUUGAACCGGCUGCUGGUCUUUGUUGUAUUCCUGUUCCAGAUGAGACUGUCGGGGAUGUGGCCUACGGAGCUUGUAUGUGACAGGCGACUAAUCCAGAAAUACGUGGCGGAAGCGGUGGAAAUGGAGGAAACGUUGAGCCAAUGCGAAGAACUUCCUUCGCUUCUGGAACCUAUGCAUUUACCCUCGGUGGGGUUGAGCCUCAGGGUGUGGAAGACAAAGACGAACGAAGCCAAGACACAGGAAAUCCACCAAGUGUUGGUCAAACUGAUGGAUGGCAUAGCCGCGGCCCAGCGAUCGACGAACGAGACCUGCAUCCUGGUACGUCUUCAGCAGCUUUAUGAGAAGGUCAACUUCUUCCUUCUGCACUUAAGAAACUUCCAAGGGCAGGAACAAAGCGGAACUACACAGCCAGAAAACGUCCCCAAACUGAUUCUGACGAGGAACCUCAGGACGGUCUUCUGGACCUACGUCCAGCUUUUGCGAGGAAAACUGAACUUCCUGUUCUAUGACCUCCGGAAAGACUCCUGUGCUGAGGAGGACCAUCCACCUGGGGUUGCUUUUCCACCUUAGCACCUUGAUCCCAUCAAGAGGGCGCUGCCUCAUCCUGCAGGCGGGCUGGCAAGAGACAUCGACAAGGGCAGCUAUUGGAGGAGAAAAAAGCCAUCGCUGGGGUGGAAGAACAGGGCUGGCCAAGCCCUCAACGUGGUGGGGGAAGAAAAAAGGGAAGAGGGAGGGGCGUUGUGUUAAUCCUGGAGAUCCCGAUUCUCUGCAUUUCGUACCGGCUUGCUUCAGCUGC
Molecule: messenger RNA, 1049 nt
Organism: Ahaetulla prasina
Lineage: Eukaryota; Metazoa; Chordata; Lepidosauria; Squamata; Colubridae
Product: thrombopoietin-like
Exons: 5
Coding region: 248-823 (191 amino acids)
Biological process (GO): positive regulation of hematopoietic stem cell proliferation; cell population proliferation; thrombopoietin-mediated signaling pathway
Cellular component (GO): extracellular region
Molecular function (GO): hormone activity; cytokine activity
Source: RefSeq, a predicted model, not a curated record